GGGCACAGAGCAUUCCUUCCUUGCCAGUUUUUUUUUUCUACUCAUCUUCUUCUUCCUGUGAGUAAUCAAACAGCCUGACUGUUCGACACUGCAGAUCUUCAGAGGAGGAGACCAGACGCCUGCUGAGAUCCACCAAAAUCCAGAGAAGCUGCUGUGGAGGAAGUGAGAAGGUAAACUUUAAAACGUUUGGGGAAGAAUGGUUGCGUCAAUCCUCAACUUUCACCUUUAUAAGGGGAGAAGGUCAUGGCAUUGGUGCCCAUUCAUUUUUCUUUCCACCCAUUUAUGUUUUGGUGGCUGAUUUUGUGAGUCAAAGUUUAAAAUUAGAGCUGAUAUGGUGUGUUGUCCCCGCUUCCCCUGUGUUGUGACGGGGGCUUUUGUGUGUGUGUGUGGGGGGGGGGGGGGGUGACGUCAGCCGGUGUUUGCGCUCUCGGUCAUGAGGAUGUGGUAACCAGCGCUCGUUCUGUCAGCACACUGCAAUCUGUGCGAAAAGCCCCAGCAGGCCGCAGCUCUGCUUCCUGUUGUCUUUGUCUCCGCCCCCUCCUUUUUUACACCUGUCAACCGUUCCAAAAUACAGGCGGUUGCCGUGGAGACACUGAGGCACAAUAAGGAGGAGAGAAGUGGGACUCCCCAGUCAGAGCGGAGAGAGGUGUCCGACCCACAGCAGGUCAUGGAUCACCAACAGCAGCAGAACACCAAGGUGGAGCGGUUCCUGAAGCUCGGAUACUCUCACGGGGACAUUCUCAGGGUUCUUGAGAACCUGCGGCACGACGCCCAGACCAAUGACAUCCUGGAGGAGCUCAUCAAGACCUGCCAGGCUCGCACCCACGCCAACAAGAGCGUCCCCAGCAGUCCCAAGCUGGUGGCACGGGGCUGCAGCCCGAGCCCCAGCAGGACCAGAACCGCCCCUGACAGAGAGCUGGGGUCUGGAUUCAGAUCCGUGGUGAUAGACGGCAGCAAUGUGGCCAUGAGCCACGGCGACAAAAAAGUGUUCUCGUGCCAGGGUCUCCAGCUGGCAGUCAGCUGGUUCUGGGACAGAGGUCUGCGGGACAUCACCGUGUUUGUCCCACUGUGGAGGAAGGAGACACCACGGCCUGAAGCGCCCAUCACAGAUCAACAUGUUCUCCACGAGCUGGAGAGGAGGAAGAUCCUGGUGUACACGCCAUCCCGUUGCGUGAACGGCAAGAGGGUGGUGUGCUACGACGACCGUUACAUCGUCAAGCUGGCCUUGGAGGUGGACGGCAUCAUCGUCUCCAACGACAACUACCGGGACCUGCAGAUGGAGAACCCCCAGUGGAAGAAAUUCAUCGAGGAGCGGCUACUUAUGUACACAUUUGCAAACGACAAGUUCAUGCCUCCAGAUGACCCUCUGGGUAGAAAUGGUCCCACCAUUGACGAGUUUCUGAGAAAAAAAACGUGGAGUCCUGACAACAGGAUGCAGCACUGUCCUUACGGAAAGAAAUGUACUUACGGAGUCAAAUGCAAGUUCUAUCAUCCGGAGAGGACAAACCAGUCUCAGAUGUCAGUGGCCGAUGAACUAAGGGCUCAAGGGGACCGAGCCAAAACUGUCUCACAAACUGCAUAUCUCUCCGAGCUCAAACACCCCUCAUCCAGCCCGCCACUGAGCACAGAUGACUUCCAGGGUUCUCACAGCUCCAGCGCUCUCAGCGGACACUCCAGCCUCAACUUCUACUCGAGCUCCGAAGUAGAUGAGGCCUUCGGCUCUCUGGAGAGCUCCUUCAACAGGUUCCACCUCCAGGACUACACAGCAGACCUGCAUCUGCAUAGCUACAGCAGCGGGGUGGGCAGCUGCUGCUUGAGCCACAGAGACUCCUCCCACUCUGGGUCAUAUCAGGGCUGCACCUCUGAUAUGGACAAACAAGGUUACAGCCCCCCAUACUGCGAGACCCCAUCAUGCAGGUGUGGUCAGCAGCAGGCCAGGAUGUCUUCCGGACAGCAGUGUCAGCCCGGGUGGAGCUCCUGCCCACCACUGUCUUCAUACCACCCCCCUGAACUCCGGGUCCAUACUUCAGAGAAGGGGUAUGUUGGACCGCCCUACAGCCUGCCCAGAAACCCAUGGGGGCAGGUCAUUCAGUGUGAAUCCAAACUAAGCAGGCAAGCUCAGAACCAGGCCAGCGAGCACCGGAAGGGUCUGAAGAGCCAACUGAGCACACUUUUCCCCCCAAACCUGGUGGAGGCAGUCAUGACUGCACACCCCCACAUAUCAGACUUGUAUGAACUGAUCAGACUCAUCCAGAGCCACAGAACCAACCACACAGUCUUCUAAGCAUUUAACCUGGUUCUUCAACCUAAAGCCUACAAGAAGUUCUUCAGCACAGGUCACUGGAACAAAGUGAGGACUCCACCUUAAACUGCACAUGCUCAGUUCAGACAAUCCAAAGCAUUAAUGAGUGAUCUGGUAAAGGGACAGCUCGUCUUUAUCUGGAUUUAACCCUUGUUCUAUCUAUGACAAAGGUGGAUAAAGGUGGAAAGAUUUUAUGUAAUCCAUGGACACCAGUGAAGAUCACAAAUCAUUGAAGAAAAAAGAUUCAGCGUCUUGUGGGGUCUAGAUGACCCAACUCUCAACGUUAAAAGUGCCUUGGAUAGCACAAUGUGUUAAGAUGUAAUGGUCUCAGCUCUAUUGAGCUGAUUUUUUUUUUCCAUCGCCUCAAAAUGAGGAACAGCCUUCUGGACCUCUGUGAAGGUCCACGCCUUAAAGCUUUAUGUUUCUACUGCACCUUUUAAUAAAAGCACCUUAAGCUGUCUGGCUCCCU
Molecule: messenger RNA, 2771 nt
Organism: Oryzias latipes (Japanese medaka)
Lineage: Eukaryota; Metazoa; Chordata; Actinopteri; Beloniformes; Adrianichthyidae
Source: RefSeq, a predicted model, not a curated record